AUGCAUCAUGAUUCUAACGGUGACGACCAGCAGGGGGCGAAGUCAGCCCGUAAACGCGUCAGAUUCGCCGAUGAAACUUCGGCCCAAAGUGUAGACGACAUUCCGUUGCGAGGCAGGUCGAAUGAUACACCGUCCGGAACCUCAAAUAUUGAGAAUCAGAAAGAACGAAGGGUAACGGGAUCCACACCCGCGUCGCCCAGCGCCGAUAAUGUAGACCCUCUGGAGAUUCAAAAAGAACGACGAAGAAUGAUCGCGACCGCCGACCGCUUUGUUCUGAGUGAGGACAACGUUCUUUACCACCUAAGAACGAGAUUUCUGAGAGGUGACCACCUGCUAGAGGAGCCAACACUGCGUCUAGUGGUACUCACCACGGUGAUUCAAGAGGUACUACAAAACUGCCACGACUCGCUAGAAAGUGAUCAUCCAGGUAUCGCACGAACCUUCUACCAGGCGAAAGUGGAUUACUACUGGAUCGGUCUUUACGCAGAUGUCGUAAGGCAUUGGGCAUUCACCGGAUCCGUAAUAGGAAAAGCCAUGGCCAACACCACCGCCUUAUGGGUGGCACAAGUGUUUGAAGAAUGCGUCUACCAAAGGUUCGGAGCGCAGUCGUUGAUCAGACAUGAUCGAGACCCACGCUUCAUGAGUGAGUCGAUGUCUAGUGCAACAUUAAGUUACCGGCCCCAGGCGAACGGCCAGCAAGAACUGUCCGUCAAAACGGUUAUGCAGUCUGUGCGUGUAUACGGGGAAGAUCCGCUGCAGCAGGACUGGGACGACAUCGUUGUGAAGUUGAUUAACAAUUGGAUAGAUGCGACGAGGAAGGAGACACCCUUUUAUCUUAUUCCGUGA
Molecule: messenger RNA, 846 nt
Organism: Phytophthora megakarya
Lineage: Eukaryota; Oomycota; Peronosporomycetes; Peronosporales; Peronosporaceae
Source: the annotation of a GenBank genome assembly